AUGGCAACCCUUCGAGUCGACGAAAUUAAUAAAAUUCUCCGCGAACGUAUUGAACAAUAUAAUAGGAAAGUAGGGAUUGAGAAUAUCGGUCGCGUAGUGCAAGUGGGGGAUGGGAUUGCUCGUAUUAUAGGUCUUGGUGAAAUAAUGUCAGGUGAAUUAGUCGAAUUUGCAGAAGGGACGAGAGGUAUUGCUCUGAAUUUGGAAUCCAAAAAUGUUGGGAUUGUAUUAAUGGGCGAUGGGUUGAUGAUACAAGAGGGAAGUUUUGUAAAAGCAACAGGAAGAAUUGCUCAGAUACCCGUGAGCGAGGCUUACUUGGGUCGUGUUAUAAAUGCUCUCGCUAAACCUAUUGAUGGGAGAGGCGAAAUUGUCGCUUCAGAAUCUCGCUUAAUUGAAUCUCCUGCUCCGGGUAUAAUUUCUAGGCGUUCCGUAUAUGAACCCCUUCAAACAGGGCUUAUUGCUAUCGAUUCGAUGAUCCCCAUAGGGCGCGGUCAGCGAGAGUUAAUUAUUGGGGACAGACAGACUGGCAAAACAGCAGUAGCCACAGAUACAAUUCUCAAUCAAAAAGGGCAAGAUGUAAUAUGUGUUUAUGUAGCUAUCGGUCAAAGAGCAUCCUCCGUGGCUCAAGUAGUAACAACUUUCCACGAAGAGGGGGCCAUGGAAUACACUAUUGUAGUAGCUGAAAUGGCGGAUUCACCCGCUACAUUACAAUAUCUCGCUCCUUAUACGGGAGCAGCCCUGGCUGAAUAUUUUAUGUACCGCGAACGGCAUACUUUAAUAAUUUAUGAUGAUCUCUCCAAACAGGCACAAGCUUAUCGCCAAAUGUCCCUUCUAUUAAGAAGACCUCCCGGCCGCGAAGCUUAUCCAGGGGAUGUUUUUUAUUUGCAUUCACGCCUUUUAGAAAGAGCCGCUAAAUUAAAUUCUCUUUUAGGCGAAGGGAGUAUGACCGCUUUACCAAUAGUGGAGACUCAAUCUGGAGACGUUUCCGCCUAUAUUCCUACUAAUGUAAUCUCAAUUACAGAUGGACAAAUAUUCUUAUCCGCGGAUCUAUUCAAUGCCGGAAUUCGACCUGCUAUUAAUGUGGGUAUUUCAGUUUCCAGAGUGGGAUCCGCAGCUCAAAUUAAAGCCAUGAAACAAGUAGCUGGCAAAUCAAAAUUGGAACUAGCUCAAUUCGCAGAAUUACAAGCCUUUGCACAAUUCGCCUCUGCUCUGGAUAAAACAAGUCAGAAUCAAUUGGCAAGGGGUCGACGAUUACGGGAAUUGCUUAAACAAUCCCAAUCAAACCCUCUCCCAGUGGAAGAGCAGGUAGCUACUAUUUAUACCGGAACGAGAGGAUAUCUUGAUUCGUUAGAAAUUGAACAGGUAAAGAAAUUUCUGGAUGAGUUACGUAAACACCUAAAAGAUACUAAACCUCAAUUCCAAGAAAUUAUAUCUUCUAGUAAGACAUUCACCGAGCAAGCAGAAACCCUUUUGAAGGAAGCUAUUCAGGAACAGCUUGAACGGUUUUCCCUUCAGGAACAAACAUAA
Sorghum bicolor (sorghum) is the source of this 1524-nucleotide messenger RNA. The record is from the annotation of a RefSeq genome assembly. NCBI's taxonomy places the organism in Eukaryota, Viridiplantae, Streptophyta, Magnoliopsida, Poales, Poaceae.